CCGGGAGCGCAAACGGGAAAGCUGGAAUCGCAACCCGAAUAAAUUACAGCAAACACAACCGAGAGAGACGCGGAACAAAAAUAAAAGAAGUUUUGUUUGAACAUUUUGGCACAAAAUUGCUUCCACACCUUCCGCUGCACACUGAAACUGCGCGCGCCCUUUGGCUGGGCUUUCGAAGUCACGUGGUUCUGUGCUGCCCCGAGGGUCUUGAUGUCAUCGGUCACGUGAUUACGGUAACCCUUCAGUGUGUGUGGGUUUGUUUGUUUGUUUGCGCUCCUGAAGUAUAAAGAGUUUCAGUGUGCGGAGUGCGAGAUGUAUUAUUACAGAUAUGAGAAUGCGGAAGUCAGUUGCUGUUAUAAAUAUCUAAUGUUCAGCUACAACAUCAUCUUCUGGCUGGCUGGAGCAGGGUUUAUUGCAAUUGGAUUCUGGGCCUGGAGUGAGAAGGGUGUAUUGUUGGACUUGACCAAGGUGACCAGUCUCCAUGGGUUUGACCCGGUGUGGAUGUUUCUGCUGGUUGGCAUGGUAACGUUCAUUCUGGGAUUUGCUGGCUGUGUUGGAGCACUGAGAGAGAACAUCUGUCUGCUCCGCUUUUUUUCGACUGUGAUCGGCUUUAUCUUCUUCCUGGAACUGACAGCGGCUGUGUUAGCACUGGUGUUUCAGGAUCCACUGAGAAAGUGGAUCAGCGACUUCUUCAUAGUGAAUGUGAAAGGAUACAGAGACGACAUUGACCUUCAGAACCUCAUUGAUUCACUGCAGAGAGUGAACCAUUGCUGUGGAGCAAAUGAUCCAAAUGACUGGGACCAAAACGUUUAUUUUAACUGUUCACAGACCAACCCAAGCAGAGAACGUUGUGGGGUUCCGUUCUCCUGCUGCAUCGGUGAUCCGGCGGACACAGUAGUGAACACGCAGUGUGGUUAUGACAUCAGGGCAUCUGCACGUGCGGACGUGUGUGUGUUUCAGAAGAAGUGGGAGACUGUGAUCUAUGUGAAAGGCUGUGUUGCUGCUCUGGAAGAGUGGCUUCCACGGAACAUCUACAUUGUAGCAGGAGUGUUCAUAGUCAUCUCACUGUUACAGAUGGUGGGAAUUUUCCUCGCUCGGAAUCUGAUCAGUGACAUUGAGAAAGUGAAAUACAAUUAUUAACAAAUGCAAACUUUUGAAAAUCGAGACCCCACCUUCCCUAUGUUUUUUCAUGUAUUUCUCCCUGUUACUUUCACUGUGCGUUUGUGUGAGUGGGGGAGCAAGAUUUGUAUUUGUUGAUGUACGUUGGAUGUGAAUUUGUCUCUGCAGUGCCUUUGAUAUUGAGUAUGUUUCAUACUCACGGUGUAAUGACUAACUGUAAUUUCACAUUCUCAGGUCUGAAAUUUGCAUUCUUUUAAAAUUCCAGUUUUAUAUUUUUGUGAUGCUGCAGAUAAAUGUGAAUAUUUGUGAUGCUGAAUCUGAUUGACCAAUCAGUGCAUGGAUCCUAGAGACAAAUGCAGUUAUUUGAAGGCGAAUGUCAUUGGUGGAUUUUGUUGCCCUCCUGGUGCAGAGCACACGUCUUCAUGUUGUGUUCAUGUCAACAUUCUGUAUUCUUUGUGCAUAUUAUUCCAAAUUUGAGUCACAUCUUAUGGAAAAACUUGGCUGUAACACUGCCACUGAAGCAACCUUCAAAAGUUUGUACACAAGAAUUAAAAUAUACUUAUGUUCCUAGUGGGGGAGGCUUUGUCAGUUAGGAGGCUUUUUAUUCAUUUUUUUAUGCAUUAUAAUAAUUGUAUAAUCAUGUGAAAUAGUUUGAUCAUUUUAAAAUGAAUUUCAGAAUGAAAUUCUAAAAUCUUAGAACCAACAAACAUUUUUAAUUCAGACACAGACACAUGCAUGUAUGUUUUAUAUAACACACACACAAUAACAGGCUAAAGUUUGUGUACUUCUACUCUACUCAUUCAUAGGUUUUUCUGUAUUUUGACUUUUCUACAUUGUACAACAAUACUGAAGAUAGUGGAACUAUGGAAUAUAUACAAACCUAUGUGGUAAACAAAAAACUGAUGCAUGUUAAGCAUGUAUAUUUUAAUACUGGGCACUUUGAAGAAACUAAAGUGUGUGUGUGUAUAAAAUGUUUAUUUUAGUUUCUCCAAAGUGUCCAGUGUUUACCUUGACAGUUUUGCACACUAUUGGCAUUAUCUUAACCAGCUUCACGACGUAGUCAUCUGGAAUGUUUUUCAAUUAACAGAUGAGCCUCAUCUAAAGUUAAUUAGUGGAAUUUCUUGCCUUUUUAAUGCAUUUGAGCUCAAACAGUAAAUAGCCCUAUUCUCCAACUGUAGUAAUCCAUAUUAUGUUUAGAACUGAACAACAAGGUAAAGAGAAAUGAUAGUAAAAAUUUAAAGUUUGAUAGAAAAAAGAAAGAAAAACCAUUGAAUUAGGUGUGUCCAGACUUUUGACUAGUACUGUGUGUGUGCAUGUAUAUAAAAUGUGCAUUUGUAUACAUACAUGCAUGUUUAUAUCUUGUGUUUGGGAGUGUUUGACACUGUCUGUUUAUAUAACUUUUAAUAGUCUAUAUACAAUGAUUUAGGACUAAUAAUUAGUUUUCACCUGAAUCUGGAAAGGUUGUGUUAAUAUUGGAGGAUAAUAUUUGAUUAAAAUGUUAUGUUUUACCAUUAUUUUUUUUUUUUUUGCUGAGUGACUUUUUUGCUUUAAACUUUCUCCUGUAUUCUGUUCUUCCUGUUUUAAACUUGUGAUGCCUUUUAUUGGAGUCUGAGGCCCUGAAAGGGGGGUGUGUGAGAGAGACUUUAGUACAGAAACAUUAACACUGAACUAUUAUGCCUAAACUUUUCAUCCAAAGGAAUCUUAGAAUAUACUUUCUUAACCCUUUCAUUGAAUGCACUAUUUUAACUCUGUGCCAUUAUGAAAUGUUUAUUGUAGUGUUAACUAAAGAAUUAUAAAUUUAUAUUUUUUUGUACUGUUUCUUUCUUAUUACUGUUUCAAUUGUAGAUUUCUAAGGCUAUUUUUAAAACUUGUCUAAAUUUUUGGACUAUAAUAUUUUAUACAUUAAUAAAAAGCUGCAGUUUUGCUUUUGUGUCAUUUUAUUGCCAGUUUGUUGUGGGAAUGAGUUUUUAUAUAUAUUAGUGCUGUCAAAGUUAACGCGAUUAAAAAAAAUAGUGCCAUUAACGCAAAUUCUAAUUUGGCCCUGCGAGUCACCCGUAGUUCCUGCUGAGGCUUGUCACGCGCUGCGUUUAACUGUACCAACAGGUUUACCGUCCAAACGAGUUCACAUGGGAUUACCUUUCACAGGUGAGACUGGAAAAACACUUUUCCUUCAGUCUUCAGUUUCCCAGCUCAUCUCCACCGGGGAGGUGUAGAGUUAUAAGCAGUGAGCAUUAGAUAAUACAGUGCCACACUAUGAUUAAUGUUUUUGAACGUAUGAUGAAUGUUUUUAUUUUUGUUUUUUUCUUCUUUUAUGGCAAAUACUUCUCUUCAAAAGAAACUAAUGAAGAGUAAAAUAAAACAUUUUUUUAUUUUCACAGUGAUAUGCACUUUAUUUUUCAUCCCUUGGUUUUCUCAUCUAAUAUGGAUGUCAGUGGCUGUGACAAGACGUGUUAUGCUCUGCAAUAAAAAAAAAAAAAUUGGUGCAAGCCCAUUCACUUUAUGCUGAUAAGAGAAUUACAAUAGUUUUUCAUGUGACAAAAAUGUGCGAUUAAAUUGCGAUUAAUCGCGAGUUAACUAUGACAGUCGCGACAUUAAUCGCGAUUAAAUAUUUUAAUCGCUUGACAGCACUUAUAUAUAUAUAUAUAUAUAUAUAUAUAUAUAUAUAUAUAUAAAAACUCAAUGUCGCUAAUCCUGUACAGGAUAAAAGUGGCUACGGAUGGAUGGAUAGGAUUAUAUUAACUAUGCAUAUUAUGACUAUAUAAUGAGGUUGAAUUAUUGAAGUAAUCUGUCAUGAACUCUCCCUCAUGCUGUGUGCCACGUGAAGCUAAGCACCUGCUUCCUGGACUGUACUGCAGAUCCGUCUGCAAAUCGCACGCAGCUGUUUUACGUUCGGAGCAGGUACAUCAGGACUCCUCACGCACGGUUUGUUUGUUAACAACUUGUGCCAGACUCUACCUAGUGUUUGGAGUUUGUUCUGGUUUUGCUCGUGCCUUGUUUCUUGCUCUUUUUGGAUUUUUCUGAAAGUGUUUUGUUGAUCACUGGAACCUUGUCUGAUUUACAUUUUUGUCUCAAGUUUUGGAUUUGUCUGGAUGUGUCUUGAUAUUGUAAAUAAACCAUUUUCCUGCAUGUGCA
This is a messenger RNA of Neoarius graeffei (lesser salmon catfish), 4251 nucleotides long. It is a transcript of the gene tspan14, whose product is annotated as tetraspanin 14. The record is from RefSeq and is a predicted model, not a curated record. The coding region runs from base 313 to 1140 and encodes 275 amino acids. Lineage: Eukaryota; Metazoa; Chordata; Actinopteri; Siluriformes; Ariidae. Gene Ontology annotation, biological process: protein maturation; protein localization to plasma membrane; regulation of vascular endothelial growth factor signaling pathway. Gene Ontology annotation, cellular component: membrane. The transcript has 10 exons.